This is a messenger RNA of Patella vulgata (common limpet), 3928 nucleotides long. RefSeq names its product protein SERAC1. Lineage: Eukaryota; Metazoa; Mollusca; Gastropoda; Patellidae. The transcript has 18 exons. The record is from RefSeq and is a predicted model, not a curated record. Bases 578 to 2548 code for a protein of 656 amino acids.
AAGUAUUUUUCUUAUAUUAUUACACUGUGACUGUGUACAGUUUUGCACGUCAACACAUUCUGGAUCUCUGCUCUACAGUGUACACCGUGAAAACUACACAGCUGAGGCAAGCAAAGACUUUUGUGGAUAUGGAUAGACACUGGCGAUUUUAUGGUCAGAGGUUUCAAUAAACUCAACAAACUCAACCUUUCUUGACAAUAGGUUGAGUGGAACUUGUGGCAUGAGCUGUUACAAAAACACACCACUACACCUUUACUCAAACACGUCAUUUAGUUGAUUUAUUUUAAUUGUAUGUCUCUUUCAUUAUUCAUAAUUGGUGAAAUUAUAAUUAGUAUUUAAUCAUUGAUUUCAUAAAUUAUAUUCCUUUAAUGAAAGACCACCUCAAGUUGGGAUGUGUCCUAUCACCAUUCAGUUGUUUGAGUAAAGAGAUUUUGUUUGUGCCAUCAAUCUAUUAGUGACUUCUAUUACGAGAGAUAAAAUACUGACUGAUGUGAUCCGUGAAUUCGCUCUCCAGUAGCAAUAUGCAACCCAGAGAAAACUAGUGAAUUACACAGAUCAAGACAAAAAAAAACUCUAAAUGAGUGGUGUUUUAAAAUUGAGAAUUGGUAAAUUAUUGAGUGGCUGUACAAGAAAAUGGCAGACAGCUUCCUUGAGUUAUAAACAUACAAAAUUACACUAUAAAAAAAACAAAUUUGCUGUGGUGACAGUUAUUGUAACAGUUUUAACUUGUGGAACAUUAAUAUGUGUUGAAAUUUCUGCAUUGAAUAGAAAGUUAUCAACUGCAACAAAUGUAUUUGAAGUGGACAGAAAUUUAGGACAAUAUAUCUCUUUGUUUGAUACUGAUUUCAGUACAGAAGAGUUUAGAAAAAAAUGGAAAGCAUCAUUAGAUUUGGAGAAAAUUGCCAAAGAACCCUGGUUUUCAUGGCUCCAGUCAAGAAGUACAGAUCCCUGGCGUCUGUUAAAUCUGGCCAGAUCAGACGAUCAAUAUGUUCGUCACUUAGGAGUACAAGCAUUAGCUGAUAGAGAUGAUUGGGAAGAUUUCCAAUAUAGAAAUAUAGCUCAAGCUGCAGAUUGUAGAACAUUGGUUGGUUUAGCAAGAUCACCAGACAUAGAUUUACGUUUCUUUCUACCUCCGCCAAAACAAUAUAAACCUCAGAUGAAUAUGUACGAUGAAUUAACAACUUUAUUAACAUCUCUUCCCGAUACUGGUGUAAAUAAAUGUGUUAAAUAUUUUACACAAGUAGCUUUAAAACAUGGUAAACCUCCAGAUGAUAAGGGAGGUUUUUGGAGUUUUGGUGGUCAAACACUAGCUUCACCUGAUGGUAGUAAUAGUUUAACAGAGAAAACUGUGGAAUUGUGCAGCUUACAAGCAUUAGUCAGUCAUUCAACAGUACCUUCACAUUGUAUAGAGAUAGUUGAAAGAGGAGGAUUAGCCUUACUACAACGUAUAUUAGAAGAUAAAGCUGACUGUAUUAAAACACAUAUAUUAUUAGCUAGAAUACUGUCAAAUAUAGCAUUAGUACAAGAUCUACAUCAACAUGUAUUCAUAUCAGGAUGGGUAACAAUUUUAGCAAAGUGGUUGAAAUCUGAAAAUUGGAUUUUAGCAACAGUGGCAGCCAAAGCACUGUAUAAUUUAGACCAGGAUUAUACAUCUAGUCAAUUAGAGGAAGGAGUUUACGUAUUUCAUCCUUUGCAUAGAACAAGAUCAGUAUUAAAUGCCGAUAUUGUAUUUGUACAUGGUGUAUUAGGAGGAUCAUUUAGAUCCUGGAGACAACGAGAUAUACCUGAUAAUCAAAUAAUUCCAGGAGAAAAUAGAACGUCUUGUUGGCCGAAGGACUGGCUAGCGAAAGAUAUGAAACGAGUAAGAAUAGUUAGUCUAGAUUAUGAUACCCAUCUAUCAGAAUGGUAUUCUACAUGUCCUCAUGAUAUAGAAAAAAGAUCUUUAGUAAAGAGAGCAGAAGAAAUGAUAGAAAAAUUAAGAAAAGCUGGUGUAGGUGAUAGACCUAUUAUAUGGGCAGGUCAUUCUCUAGGAGGUUUAUUAAUAAAACAGAUGUUAUCAUUAGCUAUAGAUGAUGAUAAAUAUAGUUGUAUUAAAGAUCAAACUCAGGGUAUUAUAUUCUAUGGUGUACCACAUUAUGGUUCCCCUCUAGCCAACAUAUCUAAUCAAAAAGCUGCUUAUAUUCUCUUACCAUCUAUAGAGGUACAAGACUUAAAACCACAUUCUCAAAAUCUUGAAUUUUUACAAUCAAGAUUUAUAGAUUUUAUGAAAUCCAGAUCCAUACCUUGUUUAGCAUUUGGUGAAACUAAGAAAACCUAUGUUAAAAAGUUGUUUUCAAUGUUACAAGUUGUACCACUAGAAUCAAGUAAUCCUGGUUAUGGUGAAUUUUAUCCGGUAGAUGCUGAUCAUAUAGGUGUAUGUAAACCAGAUAAUACAGAUUGUGAUGUUUAUAUAUUAACUUUACAGUUUAUAAGAAGAUGUCUUCUACAAGCUAAAGUAGAGAAUUAUCUAAAGGAUAGUUUAAAACGUACUGGGCCCAAACCAUUAUGAACUGAGUUAAUGUUGGUCAUAAUUAAAGUAUUAAAAGGUGAACUGUUAUAUUCAAAAACAUAGCAAAUUAUUUGUUCCAAAUUGACAGAAUUGCAAUCAAUUGACAAAAUUGCUAUCAAUUGACAAAAUUGCUAUCAAUUGUCACAGAAUUUAGUCCAGACAGCCUCCAGAACUGAUCAGUUUGAGUAGAAUUAAAUACAUCAAAUUUGUUUAAGCCGUCAUUGUUGAUUGAUAUAUUUUCUUAUUCAGAUAGCCCAUGCAUUUUAGCUUUAAAUACAUUUUUAUACAUUUGUUCUAAAGAUUUAAUUUAAUGAUCUCUUGUCAUGACAAAAUUUUUACUAACUACCGGUAAGCAGAUUCUACUGUAUUUGUUUGUUAGAUGAUCUGUUUAUUUUUAUACUGUAAAAAAAUCUAACAGCUUUUUACUGUGAGAAAGUAUUUGUUAAUUUUAUUUUUAAAAUUUCUGAUCAGUAGUAAGUUAUAUCUCUUAUUAAUUUGUUACUGUAGAGAAUCUGAUUUCCAAACCAUUUUCACAAAUUACUUUGUUAAAGAAAGAGUCUUCUUUUUUUUCUUUUUUUUUUUUUUGCCUUAUGAUAAAAAAUCAUUUACUUCCCUUAUUUUAUUAUACACCCACAUUUAAUGUGAAAUAAUAUUGUCAUCACCUUCAUCUGGUGUCCGUCUACAAUUACUUUACAGAUUUUUUAAUGUUAAAAGCUUGAGAAUAUUGGACAGGAAAAGUCCUAGAUGGAAGUAAGAUUAAUUUGGGCCGAAGUGUGAAUUUUUUCUAUUGCAAAUAAUUAAGUUUUAUUACUCCAUUUGCAUUCAAUUUAUGGAAUUUCAAAAUUAUUCAUAAGUUUCAAAUGCUUUUUUGCAGAGUUCUCUUUCCGUUCACAUUUUGACUGCUAAAGCUUGAGAUGGAGUUCAUAGUGUUUUGGGUCUCUUUUAUUCCAAUUCGCCAAGGGCGUGCACGGGCAGCAACUGCACGCUGUGAGUGUCUAGGGCGCGAAGCACACAGCAGGGGCUCUGGGUGACCUCUCUUGAAAAUUUUUUUGAAAUAUAGAAGCCCAAAAAUGCCAGUGAUCUAGACAAGAAUCCGGAUCUAAAGUGCACUCCCUGGAUCCAGAUAAGGUGCGUGGGGGGGCUGCUUGGCACUAGAUCCGCCCUUGAUUCCCCCUGCAGGAUUUAGGUUGUACAGUUGACUUUACUGAUGAGGGCGACAAGCCCAGUCCACAUUUAUAUAUACAUGUAUACCCGGGUGAUUCAUUAUGAGUUUUUUAGCAGUUGAUUUUAAUUAUGUGUGAAAGAUACAGGAAGUAAUUUCAGUUUGUGUGAUACAGUAGAUGUUUAGUUGUUUUAUUAUAAAUUAUAUUUAUGAUUGUU